GCGAACCCCACCCCGCACGGCGGCGAGCUGCCUGGCAACAUGAGAGCGAGAACAGGAAGGUCUGCCGCAGCAAAGUGAGCAACCUGCACACUCUGGACAUACAAUUACCGCAGAAACAACGCUCAGCCGCACAAUGGAGGAUGCAGAGAAAGGUGCACAGCAGCAUCCCGAUUCAGUUCCAGAGGUGGGAGAAGAUGCAGUGACGUCUGUCAGUCCUACUUCCCCUCCUCCCGCUGCCUUGACGGAGGAGGAGCGGCAGGAGCUACAAGAGGAGCUAGUCAAGGUGGAAGAUGAGAUCCAGACUCUGUCUCAGGUGCUGGCAGCCAAGGAGAGGCAGUUGGCGGACAUUAAGAGGAAGCUGGGUAUCACACCUCUUAACGAGCUGAAACAGAACAUCACCAAAACCUGGCAGGAGGUCACCACCUCCAAUGCCUAUAGGAGGACAUCUGAAACUCUGUCUCAGGCAGGGCUGAAGGCCACAACAGCCUUCUCUACUAUGGGCUCAGCCAUCAGCCGGAAACUUGAGGAUGUCAGGUUGCAGUCUAUUUCUAGUAUGUUUGGGAAUGCACCAACUUUCAAGUCAUUUGAGGAGAAAGUGGAGACGCUGAAGACCAAGAUGAGUCCAUCAACAUCCACUACCAACCCCGGCGAGCAGGACAGCGGCAUCCCCACCACCGAGUCUUUGCUUGAUCAGCCGGAGGAACCGCCCACCCAGGAGGCCCCGAUGCACUGAGACCUGCCUAACCCCUCCUGACCCCCUCCUCACUUGACCCCCUAACCCCUGGACCGUCAACACUCGUCCCCUAAACUCUUGUGUGCCAGUCUCCCCCUUUUAUUGGAAACAAAUGACUUACCCCAGCCUUCCCUGUGAUCUAAUUGUCUGGUCUUUUUUGUCUGACACGUGCGCUCACUUGUUAACUGGUGUGGAAACUGAAAGCAUGGGAUGGGUGCAGGCAUGUGGUCUCGUGCCGGCCGUUUAUUUUUGAGUCGGCUGUGGCUCGCUGUGGGAGAAAUCCUCCCUGCUGUAUGACUUUCCUUCUCCUCCCGCACUUCUUUUUUUUUUUCUCCUCUGCCUUUGUCUAACCAGCAAAGCUCAGAUGCCAAACAUACUUCUAGGGGUUUUUUUUUGUUUGUUUAUCAAAUUAACACACGGUUUUUGUUUGUUUGAGUGUAGAAAAUUGCACAAAUAUAAAAAGAUUUACACUUUUUAUGUGAACCAGGCAGUUGUUGGCUUAUUGCUUCUGCAUGGCCCUUAUUAUAUACUGGGUUUAUUAUUAUAAGCAUUUGUUUUGUGUGCCUCCAUGUUGGGGCUAUUCUUGGUUUACUUUGGGUUACAAAUCUGAUUUCUUCAUUAUAUUAAUCUGAAGACACCACACAAUCUUAAAGUAGUCUUGACACUGUUUUCACAAUAUGAAUGUAUGCAUUUUUGUGUGCUGUAGGAAGUCACCUACUCCAAAACUGGCAUUUCAAAAACACCUGAGAAUAAAAUCCAUCCCCUUUUUCCCCCCACUGUUAAGAGCCUGGCAAAAUCCGAUGUCCACGCCACGAUAGUUACAGGAAAACAGCCGAGAUCAGCAGAACAGAGACAGAGCAAACACACAGUCGAGGCUCGGCCUUGACCCUGUGUGAGAGUGAAAUAAAUGUGUCUCUUUCAGAGCCAGAGUCAAUAUUUGAACACUUGUCCAUUGUUUCUGCGAGGGAGGUAACACCUAGCCUCCUUGUGCUCUGUAAUACAGAAAAAAAAACAAGGCAAGGCCAAAGAAUAUACUGCUUGGUGUUACUUUGUACACUGACACAGGAUAAUGUAAUGGUGCAAUUUUCCUCUUAAAUUUUGGCUUUGACAAUUUUCUGGCAAUGUGUUCAGACACAAAACAAUCAAAAUCUGCUUGUUUUUAUACAGCCUUGAUAAAGUGAAUCCAAAUUUGGAGAUUUUUAAUUUUUCAGAUAAACCGAAUGAUGAACUGUUCCUUUUAUGGGGUUAGAAAGUUCCUCUGCUUAUUUAGCAAAAUAAACUGAUAAAAUCUUACUGUUAGAAAGUGGAAAUUAAUGUUGUGGAUACAGAGUUUUCACAGGGUGACGCAAUGUCAAAUGUAUGAAUCAUCACAGAAUAAUUUUCUUUACUUGACAAUCUCAUGCUGCAUUAGGCUUCAUAUUAUUAAACUACUGAACAUUUACUCUCAUCAGACACUUUUCUAGUACAUAGUUAUGCAUGACACAGGAGUUUUACAAUCAAUGGAGGUUAAAUAAAACUUGAAGGGCGCUCAGAACCAAUCUGAACACACAAAAGGUUUUCUGUUGGUACACAAAUGGAAGAUGCAGGGAUUCAACAUAUUUCUGACAUUCAUAGUACAAGACUUCCCCUGCUGUUGGACGACUGGCAAAACAUGACACAGUCUUAACCAUCAUUGAUACAAUUUGCCACACUGGCUGAAGAUCAGAACACCAUGUAAGAAGACAGGUCCAGUUAGGGAUAUCUGGUGUUAAGAUCUUGUAUUUACCAACCGUAACACAACGGCGUUUGCUAUUUUGAGUCAGCCAUGACAAGUAAUGAUUUUCUCACAGUAAUACAGUAUCCUAUGUCCUCAUGUAACAUUGCUUUCCAGCCAUGACCUAGAUCACCGAGAGGAUUCAUUACAGCCUUUCUUUAUCUCAGACAUGAGGAUUUAAUCUGUAAUUAGCCAUACAUAUCACACACACACACACAUACACAUAUGAUUUGUUUGGUUCUUAAUUGGAGCAGUGGAGUGGAGAAAUGUACUCUAAUUAAAAAUUACCUCUGAAGUAA
This is a messenger RNA of Thunnus maccoyii (southern bluefin tuna), 2785 nucleotides long. It is a transcript of the gene tpd52, whose product is annotated as tumor protein D52. Bases 134 to 733 code for a protein of 199 amino acids. The transcript has 7 exons. Gene Ontology annotation, biological process: B cell differentiation. NCBI's taxonomy places the organism in Eukaryota, Metazoa, Chordata, Actinopteri, Scombriformes, Scombridae. Gene Ontology annotation, cellular component: cytoplasm. The record is from RefSeq and is a predicted model, not a curated record.